Messenger RNA from Rhincodon typus (whale shark), 4554 nucleotides. It is a transcript of the gene mark3a, whose product is annotated as MAP/microtubule affinity-regulating kinase 3a. NCBI's taxonomy places the organism in Eukaryota, Metazoa, Chordata, Chondrichthyes, Orectolobiformes, Rhincodontidae. Gene Ontology annotation, cellular component: plasma membrane; cytoplasm. Gene Ontology annotation, biological process: intracellular signal transduction; protein phosphorylation. The record is from RefSeq and is a predicted model, not a curated record. Gene Ontology annotation, molecular function: ATP binding; protein serine/threonine kinase activity. The transcript has 19 exons. Bases 1420 to 3366 code for a protein of 648 amino acids.
GUGUCAAUUUAACGAAUGGAAGGGAUUCUCUGAGUCAGGGCGGUGAACUUGUCUGACAGUAUGAGCCUUCCCUGACGCACUGCGGCCCCGGCCCAGCCUUUUCCCUAGACUCCAGGCUAAGGCCCGCCCUCGUCUCUUCCAAGCCCAGGUUCUUUCCCCCCCAUUCUAACUUCCACCCCUCUGUCCCUUGUUCCUUGUUCCUCCCUCCUCCCUCUUUCUCUUUUAUCCAACCCCUGCCCCCGGCCCUCACCUGUCCACCCCCUUUAUAGUCCGCCUCCAGCCGCCCCUUUCCGCUCCCGGCAGGAGGUGGCGGCUGACGCGUUUCCUGCCGCAGCCCUGGGCUUGGUGAGCCGUCGGAGCCGGGGCGGCCAUUUUCACCCGGACACCCCCCUUCUCCUCCUCCUCUCCACCCACUCCCCUCCCCAAAUCUUCCCUUACCCCACCCUCCCUUCUUCACCUACCUACCUACCUACUUACCUCCAACCCGGCGGCCUCUGACCUCCUUCACUCCCCUCCCCUCCCCGUGGUCUCCAUGUUAGAGGCUGAGGAGCGGCGUCCGAAACGUCCUGUCUCUCCCGUCUGGAGCCGGGAAGCUGUGCGGCGGCGCCGGCGGCGCCAACUGCUGUGGUCGCUGAAGCCGGGCCUUGUUAUUUGAGGCUGAGGGAAGCGAGUGGUGGGACUGCAGCAGCUGCUCGCUUCUUCUUCUCCUCCUCUGGGGCUGGGGUGGAAUCGGGCAGUCGAGUGUUUAACAGCUCCGCAAUCGACAGCGCUUGGAAACCACUGCAUUUGAGUAUCUCUUUGCACGUUAUCUAGAUUUUUUUUUGGGGGGGGGGGGAAGAUGUGGACGCACCGAAAGGAUAUUCGGCUUUACUAGGCGUGUGUUUGGUAAACGGCUGCUGGAUGUCACCGGGUACAGUCCGUCGGGCCGACUUCAGCUGAAGCCCAUCGCCUCUGAACAUUUCGCACUCAUGUCCUGUUGAACCGAGUCUUCUGCAAUUAUUUGGGCAACGGUGCUAAAUUGAAACCAGGAGGGGCAAAUAAUAAAAAAAACAAAAUGUCUACUCGAACGCCAUUACCUACAGUGAAUGAACGUGAAACAGAGCAUAAAAUGUUUUGAAGAUGUCUUCAUACUAGGAUUCCUAUAAAAAUCACACAUCUCAUGUGGAUGGCCGCUCAGAAGUUUCUUCUCGGCCAACCCGUUCUGGAGGCGCUCGAUGCCGGAAUUCAAUUACGUCUUGCGUUGAUGAGCAGCCACACAUAGGAAACUAUAGACUUCUGAAAACUAUUGGCAAAGGAAACUUUGCCAAAGUGAAGCUGGCUAGACAUAUCCUUACUGGAAGAGAGGUUGCAAUAAAAAUUAUUGACAAAACACAGCUGAAUCCCACCAGUCUGCAAAAGCUUUUCAGGGAAGUAAGAAUAAUGAAAUGUUUGAACCAUCCAAAUAUAGUGAAAUUAUUUGAAGUUAUUGAAACAGAGAAGACUCUCUAUUUAGUGAUAGAAUAUGCAAGUGGAGGAGAGGUGUUUGAUUAUUUGGUUGCUCAUGGGAGAAUGAAAGAAAAGGAAGCUAGAGCGAAAUUCAGACAGAUAGUAUCUGCAGUGCAGUACUGUCAUCAAAAGCAAAUUGUACACCGAGAUCUUAAGGCUGAAAAUCUACUGCUAGAUGCAGACAUGAAUAUUAAAAUCGCAGAUUUUGGCUUCAGCAAUGAGUUUACAGUUGGCAGUAAACUGGACACGUUCUGUGGAAGUCCACCAUAUGCUGCUCCAGAACUCUUCCAAGGGAAGAAAUAUGAUGGGCCUGAAGUAGAUGUUUGGAGUUUAGGUGUUAUACUUUACACAUUAGUCAGCGGUUCAUUACCAUUUGAUGGACAGAACUUGAAGGAACUAAGGGAAAGAGUGCUCAGAGGGAAAUACCGGAUUCCAUUUUACAUGUCUACAGACUGUGAAAACCUCCUUAAACGCUUUCUGGUGCUUAAUCCUUCUAAAAGAGGUACACUGGAGCAAAUCAUGAAGGAUCGGUGGAUCAAUGCAGGUCAUGAUGAUGAUGAGCUUAGACCUUUUGUAGAGCCAGAUCUCGAUAUCUCAGAUACUAAGAGAAUAGAUAUAAUGGUUGGAAUGGGUUAUACACUUGAGGAAAUUCAGGAAUCCCUUGCCAAAAUGAAAUACGAUGAAAUAACUGCAACGUAUUUGUUGCUGGGUCGCAAGUCUAAUGAGUUGGAAGUCAGUGAUUCAAGCUCCAGCAGUAACCUUUCCUUAGCUAAGAUCAGGCCAAGCAGUGACCUCAAUAAUAGUACCGGACAAUCUCCUUCCCACCAUAAGGUCCAAAGAAGUAUAUCAGCCAAUCAAAAGCAACGACGGUACAGUGAUCAUGCUGGACCCUCCAUUCCACCUGUGGUAUCCUAUCCAAAGAGAAGUCAAACUAGUACUGCAGAUAGUGACUUAAAGGAGGAAGUUCAGUCAAGGAAAUCUAGCACCACUGCUGUAGGAGGAAGAGGAAUUACUCCUCCUAGUCCGAAGUUGGGAAGUGCUAACAACCCGAACAAAGCAGAGAUUCCUGAUCGCAAGAAGAGUUCUGUUGUAAGUAGUAAUAACACCGUGUCUGGAGGAAUGACCCGAAGGAAUACGUACGUCUGCAGUGAAAGAACAAACGUAGAUAGGCAUUCAGUGUUACAGAAUGGAAAGGAAAACAGCACUGCUCCAGGUCAGAGGACACCUGUGACCUCCACCCAUAGUAUCAGCAGCACAACCACUCCUGACCGCCUGCGUUUCCCCAGAGGAACUGCCAGUCGUAGCACUUUCCAUGGUGGCCAGCUUAGAGAACGACGAAACGCAACAUAUAAUGGACCACCUGCAUCUCCAACACUGUCUCACGAUGCCACUCCUCUAUCACAAACACGAAGCCGAGGCUCUACAAACCUCUUUAGUAAAUUGACCUCAAAGCUCACGAGAAGAAACAUGUCUUUCAGGUUUUCCAAAAGGGUCCCAACUGAACCUGAGAGAAACGGGAGAUUUGAGGGCUCAAGUCGCAAUGUAUCUGGGGAUCAAAAAGACGAAAUCAAAGAAGCAAAGCCCCGUUCACUCCGGUUUACCUGGAGUAUGAAAACGACCAGCUCCAUGGAUCCUAAUGACAUGAUGAGGGAGAUCCGAAAGGUUCUUGAUGCAAACAAUUGUGAUUACGAACAACGUGAGCGUUUCUUGCUCUUCUGUGUCCAUGGCGAUGGUCAUGCAGAAAACCUUGUACAAUGGGAGAUGGAGGUCUGCAAACUGCCAAGACUUUCACUUAAUGGAGUUCGUUUUAAGCGAAUAUCAGGAACAUCCAUAGCUUUUAAAAAUAUCGCUUCCAAAAUUGCCAAUGAAUUAAGGCUGUAAAAUACGGCUAAGCUAUAGUUUCAGGCGACUUUUUUUUCUGAACACUGGUGGAAAUUUAUUGAAGAAAAUGUAUAGGAUAAUGCUUACGCAAUAACUACUGCAAUUUCAGAUCAUGGUAUUGUAAAACAGUGGAAAUUCACAAGCUGCUGAGGGAAUGGGGAAGUUGAUUGAAGAAUAGAUUUUCUUUUUAUAAAAGUGCACUACAGCAGUCAGUAUCCUAAUAACUGAACAGCUUGCCCCUUCAUCUCAGUUACUUCACGGUUGUAAUUGGCUUAGAGUCAGUUGCUUGUAAAACAAACUGAAAAUGAAUCAUCCUGUGUAAGUAUGAUCCCUGUAUGUACAAAAAAAAAAUCUGUUCCAAAAAAUCCUCCUCUUUAAAAUGCUGUUGGAUGAGAGACAUGGGCUGCACCUGUGUUUUCAAACCUGUAUAUCUUCCACUGUUAGUACUGAUUCAGGUGCUUGGCUUUUCAAAGACAAUGAAUUGUAAGAAACAAAUAAACUCAUUUUCCAUCAGUUGUGUUUAAUGGCCUUCAGACAAUGGAGGUGUGUACCUAUGAGCUAGUUGUUUCUGUAAAAUAUAUUAUAAAGCAAGAAAUUCUGCUAAUGGAAGAACCUUUCAGCUGUAUUUAGGCCUGUGAUGAUAUAAAUUACCUGUGUCAAGCCAGGGGUGCUGUGAUUUGGAAAUGAUUUAAGUACUGUAGAUCACAGAUGCUAAACCACACUUAGGAUCUCUCUAUUGUAGAAAAUACCACCAUCUAAGACUGUUCCUUAAUCAAUUAGGACAUAAAAUUAUAUGUUUAUUGUUUUGGAUUCUUUACAGUAAAGCUUAGAUUGGAAACAGUUUCGUUCGAUCGUACUUUAUUUAGCUGUAAUUAUUGUUAAUAAGAAUACAGUCUGUCCUCCACACAUACUAGCUAAGUAAAAUUGUCUUGAGUCUGUAAUUUAACAAUUGGCACUCUGGGACAAUAUUCAUUUAAGUAUGCAGUUUUUGUUUUUUUUUUCCAAACUAUCAGCACUGUCCUUUGGAAUGUAAAUAAUGUAACUUAGGUUGUGGACAGCAUCAUACUGUUAUACAGUUUUUGUUUUUUCAUUUUUUUAAUGUUCUGUAAUGAGCCAGGAGUUACAAAUCAAUGUAAGUUGUCAACAUUUCAGGUUCACAACUCUUCAUUAAAGGAAAAGAAACUAAAA